AUGGAGAAAUCAGUGACGAUCCUUCAAAUACACCUCCAUCAUCCCCAGCAGGAUUCUGGGAUCUUCAGGGACAUUCCACAACAUUUGCACCAUGACGACACUAAUCUCCUCUUCGGGAGAGGGCACGACGCUCAUCUGAAAUUCCGGCUUCCGGGAAUCUCCCGCCAGCACAUGUGCUUGGAGCCAUACCUAGAAAAAGGCAAUGUCUCCCUGGGCUUCUGUCUGAAGAUCCUGAGCAAAAACAGCAAAGUGUGGGUGAAUGGGCUCAGUCUCAAAUACCUGCAACAGGUCCCUCUGACGGACGUCUCCCAGAUCAUGUUUGCUGGGAUCCAGAUGGUGAUCCGCAUUGAGGCCGCAUUUCCAGGGAAGAGUUUGCUUGCCAACUUCAUUUCAGCAGCUCACCUCUGAUUUACCAGGCCAAGGCGGAAGAGACAGAUGAAUU
Molecule: messenger RNA, 442 nt
Organism: Tachyglossus aculeatus (Australian echidna)
Lineage: Eukaryota; Metazoa; Chordata; Mammalia; Monotremata; Tachyglossidae
Gene: TIFAB
Product: TIFA inhibitor
Biological process (GO): canonical NF-kappaB signal transduction
Molecular function (GO): protein binding
Source: RefSeq, a predicted model, not a curated record